CCGAGGGCGACCGAGCGAACGCGUAGCAAGCUUCAGUUCGCGCACGACUACCAAACACGUCGCUCACCCGUUCACGGUCCACCCCAGUGUUUACUAAACCCACGCUCGUGCGUAUUUGAUCCGCUGCAGCGGACAGUGAUCGCGAAGUGCAACGGUGGCCGGCGCGACGGAGGCGGUGCAAGGCAUGUUGAUGGCGGGCGGUUUGCCGGCCGACUCCGAGGGCUUACUGACCCUCGGUGCUCUCCCCGGACAGAAGGACACCACUUGGACGAAACUCUUCGUUGGCGGCCUCCCUUACCACACCACAGACAAAAGCUUGAGAGAACACUUCGCAGUGUACGGAGAUAUCGAAGAGGCCGUAGUCAUCACAGAUAGACAGACCAGCAAAAGCAGAGGAUAUGGAUUUGUAAUAAUGGGAGACAGAGCAGCAGCGGAGCGGGCGUGUAAGGACCCUAAUCCUAUCAUCGAUGGCAGGAAAGCAAACGUAAAUCUGGCCAUCUUAGGAGCAAAACCAAGAGGAAAUCUAGCGCCCGGAUUCGGUUUGGCCGCGGCUGCCGCGGCAGGAGUCCGCACGGGUUACCCCACAGUCCUCCCAGCGCAUUAUGGGUUGUCCCCUGGCUACGUGUACGGGACCCCUAGUUACAUGGGCACCGUUGGGGGUGUCGGGGCGAGCGUGGGCAGCGGCGCAGGGGGCCUAGUGCAACUACAACAGCAUGCGGCUGCGGUUGCUGCUGCUAACCAUCUGUAUGAAUACCAGGCGGCUGCUGCUCAGGGUGCUGCUGCGUAUCAACAGCAGUAUGCUGCAGCGGGAUUCGACCCUUACGCUACAGCUGCAGCAGCGGCCGCCGCAGCUAGCGGAGCAGGCUACGUGUCCCAGUACUACGCACUACCAGGUGGAGGAGUUCAAGGACCUCUUCUACCACCCCUAUCGUACCCACCGCAACUUCAAGAGGCGCGGAUGCAGUAACAAUCUUUUGAACGAGUGUGGCUACAUGGAGAAAUUUAAAAAAUACCUAAAAAUGGCGGGACUAGAAAAAUUUUUGGGAUCAUUCUUUGGAUCUCUAAACUGUAAUAUUAAAAAAAAAACAACAAAAAUUUAACACGACCUGAAGCCACAUCUUAUAAGAAGCGGUAAUUAUUAUUUUAAGGUCCUAAUCAUACUAGCGUUUGUUAGUCGAAAACGCCCGCACCUUAACCUGAAACGUGACUAAUCCAUUUAGAAGGUUUUUUAAACUUGGUGAAUAACAUCAUAAUGUGUAACCAAUAUAGUUUGGUUAGUGAACGUCAUUAAUAACAAAUUCUCGUUUAAGAUUCUUCCCCGACGAAGAUAUAUCGCGACAAAAACUUAUAUCUCCCAAUGACUUUUCUCUUUCUAUUUCAUUUAAGUAAACGGCAAUAAAAAAAUAUUUAUUCUUCCAAUUUACGCCGUUAUACGCAUGAGGGUAUAAAACAAUCGGUUACCUUAUCUAUUCUAUUAGAACGUUCGCUGCAAACACUGGUAUGAUUUGAGCUUAGAAUGUUAUGAAAUGGAGUUAUUUAGUAUUGUGAAAAGAGAGAAUUAUUGUCUACAAAGAGAACGCGAAUGGUUUUGUUACCGAUUAGACCAAAUACAAUCUAUCUUUACACACUGUAUCAACCAAAUAUAUUAAAUAAAUGACCAAAGCUCGAAGCUUUUACGCUAGGAUUAAGACACGAUGAGGGUACAUAAGCAUAUAUGCGGAUCGGUGAGAGAAUUAAGGAAUUUAGUAAGUGAAAACUUACAUAGUAACAUUUCGUAUGACUAAGGUAUUAUAAACAUAGUAAGUUAAAAGAGACCAAACCUUACCUAACAACUUUGACACAAUUUUCUUUGUCAUAUAUUAACAUAAUAUACUUUAAACCCAUGAUAGCGAUAGCGAAAAUAUUUAAAAUUCAAAAUCUUUUACCGUUCUAUCAGAAAUUUUAAAACAUUUACCGCGCUUGAUCCUUGAUAUCGAAGUAUUUUUAAUGUAGAAAGACCGCUCUGGCUUUCAGGGUCUCAAUUAUCGUGUCGGAAAAGCGGAUGAAUAUGGAGAAUAGAUUUUUUUUAUAAGGUGUCUUCUUAAUUAUUUUGAACGGAUUGCUUGGGUACAUCUAAGCGGACCGCAACGUAACUUUAGCUUAUCGUUAGCCUCGGUUGAAGAGGUACGCUGAAAUCCGAAAGGUCAUAGAUUAAAACUCUACUUGAACUAUUGUCUAUUACCCCAUACUUCUUCCUGGGCUCACGCUUGAUUAUACGGGGAAAAUUAGUUAAUGUUUAACAAGUCUAUUUAUAUCAAACAUUUGAUGUGAAUUACAAUUUGUGAUUUUUUUUACGCUGACUGAGUUUGAGAGUUUUUAUGUGAAUUGUAUCGUUUACCAUAAAAUCGAUCCCCUGAUUGCUACAUAUAUACCUCUUAAUUAUCCCAUGCUGAUGUUUUACAUAUAUAUUUCGCAGAGAAAUAAAAAUACGAGACAUGAUAAAUAUUCGAUAUACAAUAGAGCUAUACAACGAAAAAUGAGUACUAGUAAGUACUCAUAAUACGUAAAAUAGCUUAUUGUUACUUUAAUAAUGUUUCAGACAACUACCGAUUGUUUUGUUUAAUAAUAUACAGUAUCGUUACAAUAAAAGUAAAAAAAAAGUAUAAUAUAGAUACAGUAACGAAAUACUGUUUAUGAUGUGUACGGCACGCAUUGAUGUUCCCGAGCCUUAAUACGUCUUAUGUCUUGCCUCCUUAUUUCAACUUCCUAAUAGUACACCUAUUUUUUACCAAAAGAAUAUUUUUUAGAACUACAGCUAGGUACAUUUAAAAACAUUACUAUAGUAUUAAUAUAUAAUUUUUAGAUUAACAUACGUUAAAUCAAACAGCUGUCCAAUGACAAUAACUUAAAAAUAUUGUUGCUCAUAGCGUAAGGUUUUCCGAGUUAGUGGAAAACCUGAGGCAGCUUUUUAAUUUUUUAUAGCAACAAUGUGAGUUUUUGGUAUUUAAUAAAUAGCUUUUCAUACUUCCAGACGUACAUCUUCCCUUU
This is a messenger RNA of Pararge aegeria (speckled wood butterfly), 3027 nucleotides long. Its product is annotated as RNA-binding protein 24-like. Bases 185 to 967 code for a protein of 260 amino acids. The record is from RefSeq and is a predicted model, not a curated record. The transcript has 5 exons. Gene Ontology annotation, cellular component: cytosol. Gene Ontology annotation, molecular function: RNA binding. NCBI's taxonomy places the organism in Eukaryota, Metazoa, Arthropoda, Insecta, Lepidoptera, Nymphalidae.